AUGUCCAAAUCACGCUCCCAUAAAGUUUCGAAACCCGAUACCAAGACGCGGCCCAUAGUAGUCACUAGGCACCUGUUACCGUCCUGGCGUGAGGUUGUGAGGCCAGGGGAUAUUUACAUGUCAACCAAGGGCGUUACUGUGCUCACCCCUGAGCAGAGAAAGGUCACUGGGAGUAAUAAUCCCUGGUCACCACAACCUGCAAAGAGACGUCCAUACCUAGUAUUGGACGUCAACCAGGACGGAACAUUUACAGCGGUGCCGAUUACUAGUCGGGCAGGGAAGGGAUGGGAGGAAUUGAGCAGGAAGGACCGGCUGAGAUUCCUGCCGAUCGGCAGAUGUCCUGAGGGAAUCUCGAGGCCGGUGGUCAAUCUGGAAAGUGUGACGUCGAGCUGGCGUGGGGAGAGUUCUCUCCUCGCGUCGGAAUCGUUAAUCUUCCUCGACGUCAUCGAGACCUUCCGCCCGGAGGCGAUGUGUGGAUGCCAGGGGAGGGUUUCCGAAGAGAGCCUUCUGCUCGCCAAGUGCGAGUCAGCAAGAAAUCAACGGGAACCUCAGGUUCAAGGGUCUGACAGUACCAAUCCGUUCUCGAUCUUGGGUGAGCUACUAGCCGAAGAUCAACUCCAAAUCUAA
Messenger RNA from Morchella sextelata, 627 nucleotides. RefSeq lists its product as uncharacterized. NCBI's taxonomy places the organism in Eukaryota, Fungi, Ascomycota, Pezizomycetes, Pezizales, Morchellaceae. The coding region runs from base 1 to 627 and encodes 208 amino acids. The transcript has a single exon. The record is from RefSeq and is a predicted model, not a curated record.